Molecule: messenger RNA, 732 nt
Organism: Salvia miltiorrhiza (redroot sage)
Lineage: Eukaryota; Viridiplantae; Streptophyta; Magnoliopsida; Lamiales; Lamiaceae
Product: autophagy-related protein 8C-like
Exons: 5
Coding region: 125-496 (123 amino acids)
Biological process (GO): cellular response to nitrogen starvation
Source: RefSeq, a predicted model, not a curated record
AUAUUUUUUUUUUACAAAAAACAAAUUUUGGGAUAAAUAAAUAUGAGAGAGAAGUAGUAGAUUGUAUUGCUCCACACUCUUCAUCCGUCUCGUAUACGCAAAUUCGAUUGCCCUCGCCGACGCCAUGGCUAAAAGCUCGUUUAAGUUGGAACACCCUCUCGAGAGGCGACAGGCUGAAGCUGCUCGUAUUAGGGAGAAGUACCCUGACAGAAUCCCGGUUAUCGUGGAGAAGGCCGAAAGAAGUGACAUCCCUGAUAUUGACAAGAAAAAGUAUCUAGUUCCUGCUGAUCUUACUGUCGGGCAAUUUGUAUAUGUUGUCCGCAAAAGAAUUAAGCUCAGUGCUGAGAAAGCCAUCUUUAUCUUUGUGAAGAAUGUGCUCCCUCCUACAGGUGAGGAGAAACUUCUUAAUCCAGUAGUCCUUUGCUUGUUCUUGUUUCAUCUUUUUAAAAAUAUGCUCCCUUAUUUUUACAGCUGCAAUGAUGUCAGCUAUCUAUGAGGAAAAUAAAGAUGAGGAUGGGUUCCUAUACAUGACUUACAGUGGCGAGAAUACUUUUGGAUUGCUCUGAGAUUGAAGCUCAGUGGAGCUAUGUACAUAGUCAAAUAACGCUUUGUAAAUAUUUUCAGUUAUCCUUCUGGUGUUAUCUUCUCGAAAGAUUGUCUUUGACUUUUCUGAAUUGGAAAAUGUCGAUACUUUAGUGGCAUCUAAUUAUAUAUAAUUCAGUUUCCUUAUCA